Messenger RNA from Pieris macdunnoughi, 1083 nucleotides. NCBI's taxonomy places the organism in Eukaryota, Metazoa, Arthropoda, Insecta, Lepidoptera, Pieridae. The record is from the annotation of a GenBank genome assembly.
AUGGAGUCGUCAUCUAUUGUAAGCUUUAAUAAUGAUUCAACUUAUCAGACCACCGUGAAAGGCGACUAUAAUAACAUCAGUGUUCACGAACUAGCCCUUCAUGCGAUGCGAGACAGGUGCUUACUUCUCCAAAGAAGAAUAAAUUCAUUGGAAAGUGACAAUAUAAAACUGAAACUUGAUAUAACUAAACUCACUGAAAAUGCAUCAUAUACACCACUUAGAGAUGAGGAGAAGUGUGCAUUACAAGAAAAAAUUGCUGAAUUAAACAAACAAAAAUCGCAACUAUUACAUCAUGUAUUCAUGGUUUCUUGUGAAAAUAAAAACCUGUGGACUAAAAUUGCUACAUUGAAAGGACCAGAAAAAAAAGAAUACACAAAGCAACCAUUAGUUCGUACUAAUACAUAUAUUCAAAGCAAUCCUAAAACUGCACAAUUUCAAGAAAAAUUUCCAGAACCAAGUUUAGAAGAAAUUUCAUUAAAGUUAAUCAAUAGCUUCCUCCAAGAGAAGUCUCAAUUGGUUGAUCAGUAUGAACAAAUGACACAACUUCAAGGAAUGGAAGAUGACUGUAUUCUGAAUCUUGAUUCUAUAGGAUUUCAUUACAUGGAAGAUCCAUCAACAGAUUCUUUAAAAGAGAUUCAGACACAAGCUGAAAAGUUUCAAUCAUUAAAAAAAGAGGUUGCACAGCAAGAAAAGGACUUAAAAAGUGUGAUAGCUAGAUUAGAAAGUUUAUUGAGUGAUGGCUAUAUGUGUCUAACAUGUAAAACAAACAAAGGGAAGCCUAUUGAAAUGGAAGACAAGGAAACUGAAGUCAUCAAUAAUUUAGUUAAUUUUGCAACACAAACUGAUUCCAUAUUAUUUGAUUUUUCGGACUUUAAUAGUACAUUGGAUAAAGGAUGUUCAGAAAGCAACGAAAAUAAACAAGAAACUUAUGAUAAAAUUUGUCCAAUGUGUGGUGAAACUUAUAAAGAAGAUGUAGGCUUUGCAGACUUCCAGUCACAUGUAGAGAGUCACUUUAUUGGUGUUACAGAGACUGAUUCAUUAGAAAAUUUAGACAUUCAUAACUCAUUUGAAAAUGUUAUUUAA